Aspergillus calidoustus is the source of this 1199-nucleotide messenger RNA. The record is from the annotation of a GenBank genome assembly. NCBI's taxonomy places the organism in Eukaryota, Fungi, Ascomycota, Eurotiomycetes, Eurotiales, Aspergillaceae.
CUCUCACAAGGAGACAAAGAUGGGCGGCUGGGCUAUUUUUUGCGCGUUAUGCGGAGGCCCAUUCUCCAGCCAGGUCGACAUGGACUGCGAAGGGACCGACGAAAGAGCCUAUCGCUUCGAUAUCCUCGAGGACUGCAACCUGGAUUGGCUGGACGAACUACAAGCCCUCGGAAUGAACCCCGAUGCUACCGGCAGUGAUAAGUCGUUCCUCACGGGCGUUGGCCGGUACUGGGAUUGUGGUGGAAUCGAAGUCCUUGCUGGGAAUUAUAUCAACACCCCAUUCCCGGCAGAUCAGGUCGUGCCAAUGGUCGCAUACCACGACUUCUCGGAAAUCGGGUUGCCACACGUGUUUCCCUUUCACCCCGUCUGCUACGAGGCCCUGCGGAGAUGCAUCUGCUUGAGGCAGCCAGAUAGUGAGAUUCGGGGGGAUGCGCUGUAUCGCGUAUUCGAAGAAGCCAAUGGUGGCCGGUAUGUCCGGCUGGCACUCGACUAUGGCGACCCGGACCCGCCCGCUGGACAAGUGUGGGAGACUCUGCUAGGACAGGAGAUCCUAGUCGUCAAUCCAGUCGACAUUCCAGAGCUGCAAGCGGAGGUCCGCGACAUCAAGUCCUUGCUGCGGACGAAAGUGGACCGCCGGGGCGAUGAUGAGAUCAAGGGGCAUGCAGGAGACGACAUUUUCAGUCGUCUUCCGAUCGAGUUGCGCCACAAGAUCUUUGAGUACCUCCGCCCAGAAUCAAUCAUGGCUCUCAAGGCGGCUUCGCGCGUAAUGCACACUACGUCGUGCCCAGAUAGUCUAUGGGCUGCGAAGCUUGUCGAGACAUAUCCAUGGCUUUGGGAGUUGCACGAACUCGAUGUUUUUCAAUCACAGGAUCUGGAGGAGAAAACCUUUCGGCUGCUUCGCGCUUGUCGGGGGAAUGGUGCAUCUAGUAGUAAAAGCCAUAGCUAUGUCCUAGGGCUUGCCAACAGGAGAAGAAUCUGGGGAGUCUGCGAGCAACUUCGAAGUCAGUAUGUGGAGAAACUCGCCGUUUAGGCAGGUAUAGACAGGGCCGAGCACAUCUAUGUUAUAUAACAUCAUACCUAGCUUUGAAGAUCUAUGGACUACCAAGGGCUAUGACAAAACAGUGUUGCAUACAGUUGUGACAGUACUGGAGAAUCCAAGUAGUAGUCAGGCUGACAAGUGAAUACAUCUGGUGGGACGG